Molecule: messenger RNA, 7060 nt
Organism: Triticum dicoccoides
Lineage: Eukaryota; Viridiplantae; Streptophyta; Magnoliopsida; Poales; Poaceae
Exons: 4
Coding region: 34-1587 (517 amino acids)
Molecular function (GO): protein binding
Source: RefSeq, a predicted model, not a curated record
AGUCCCCUUUUCUGAGAGCUCCCACCCCACGCCAUGUCCACCCUACCAUCGUCGCCGCCGGCGAGACCCCCACCGCCCGCUCAAACCACCAUCAGCGCUCUCUGCGACGACCUGCUCCGCAAGAUCUUAGCCCGCGUCCCCGAGCUCCCGAACCUCGCCCGCGCCGCCUUCUCCUGCUGCGCCUUCCUCCGUGACGUCCGCUCGGACCCCGCCUUCCGCCGCCGCUUCCGCUCGCUCUGCCCGCCGCCCCUCCUCGCGUUCUUCCUUGAAAUUUACAUGGAUCUGGUCCUGGUCUACCCCUCCCCCUGGCGCCCCUCCGACACGGGCCUCGCCGACGCCUUCCGCGGCGCCGAUUUCUUCAAGACCCGCCGCAUGCACGGCCUCAAGCACGUCGACGACUCCGGGUGGGAGUUCGACUACAUGUUGGGCGACGAGAUUCAAAUCGCCCACCGGAAGCAGCGAGCCAGCUACAGCCCGCUGAGGCAGGCCCUGUCCCUUUACCCCGACAGGCAAGUUUUGAAGGACAACAGCUUCCUUGAGUUCCACACGCUCUCCUACCAGGAGGACCAGGGGCUGCAGCAUGUGGUCUGCAUCCGCCAUGACCGCUAUUGGGCGCGGGCAAGUGUCGCUCUCUUCUCAUCCAACACCAUGGAGUGGCAAAUUUUCCCUUGGGUGGAAACAAAGGCCCUGGGCCUGGUGCCCAAGAAUGCCAGAAGCUCUAUAAACCCUGGUAAGGUGGUUGAUGGAUUCAUAUACUGGAUAUUUCCGAAGGGAGCCGGUAUGCUCGUGCUCAAUGCGACGACAUCUCAGUUCCACCGAAUGGAUAUGCCGCGGCCCUUGAGUACGGUGCUCUUUACUACAUUCAAGCUUGGCGAGACCAAGGACGGGAAGCUCUGUAUCGUGCACCUAAAUUUUGAGGGCAUCAAUGAUGGGAUGCUUUUUGUUUGGUUGUGGGGAAAAGAUAGCGAUGGUGUGGAGAGAUGGAUGUUUGACAAGUCGUUUCCAUUGUGCGCAAUUGUUGAGUUCAUUAAUUGUUCAAUGGUAAUUCAUUCCAAAGUAGGAAUUUUGUCAGUUAUUGAUGGCUUUGUGUACCUGUCAGUUGCUGAAUGUCGGAACCGUAGUAAUUCUUCAGAGUGGUUCCUAUCAUUUUGCCUGGAGACUUCAGAACUGCAUCAGCUCUUUGAGGGCCCAUAUCAGAGUCAUCAUGAUGCCCAUCCCUAUGUCAUGCCGUGGCCUCCUUCUUUGGUAUACAACAAGGAUGGUUCAGAAGCUAAAGUUACUAAAAACUGUGCUGCAGAGGAUAGUCCUGUGGGCAAAGAAAAACCUCGUCCUAUCCUUAUCACAGCAUUGCAAUCUUUCAAAGAAGCUUUGAUUGAUGAUGAUGAAGCAAAUACUACCGAGGCAGCAGCCUUUUUCACAAUUGAGGAUGAGAAGAUGUCUCUCAUGAGAAAAAUGGCUACUUUGGAUGUACGAUUGACAAAUGCAAGAGAUCAUGUCCUGAGGUUAAGUGCUGACUCUGCAAAAUUGAAUAUACCAUGUCUUGAUGAUGAUUGCCAUUUCUGCUUUCUUUCACAAAUUCACAGUUAGAUGGACGAUGAAGUUAGAGUCAGUUGAACUUACAUUUCUGAGAGGAUGCUUAAUAUUCGAAGGCUCGAGUGAGGUUCUGAAUCCUAUAAAAUGGAGCAACUUAACCUACCAUGGAUAGUGAUUUUUUAGGGAUGCUGGUGCUUAUGAAUCCACAGCAGGGUUUGUUGAUCUACAGCGUGGGAUUGGAUUUGUGGUGGUGAUAACUGACAAGUAAAGAGCAGCUGCAUGGUUGUUGCCAGCUCUUUGAGGGUGAGUUAACUUGCCUGUGCAUUGUUAGUGUACCCCUUAUCUAGGUAGAUGUCAAGGCCUCAUGGUUAUGUGAACAACAUUGCUAGUUUUAUGUUGAAUGAUUGCUUUGUCUUUUGUGCAACUACAUUUGAACCAGGAGAUUGUAUCGCUAUGUUAUCCUUUUCAAGUUUCACCUAUAAUAAUUUGCAGCCUUUAUGGGUGUCAAUAUUUCCAACCUUUCGGUGCUAGAGCUAUUGUGUUGUUUAGCUUACCAGGGUGCAGUUUAAAUUGCCAUGGUAACUCUAGAAUUCUUCUUUUGUGAUGAAGUAACUCUGGAGUUCUGAAAUCAUUAAGAUGUGAUUACCUGAGCUUUUCCUGAAUAUUAUGUGUCGUCAUAGUGUUGCAUGUUGAAGUGCCCUCUCUUUUGAUAGAAUAGUCCAUUCUUGUUUUGUCCCAAGUCACAGUUGUUUCAGUCUGAGCAAAUGUAUAGAAAAAUUGAACACAUAAGACAUAAACAUUUUGAACACCUAAAACAUAAAAAAAAUUGACACUUAAUUACUUAUUUUUCAUCUAUAACCUCCUGCAAUUGUCCAAAAACACCUAGUGUUUGUUCAGAAAAUUCAGAGAAUGUAAGUGCAUGAAUGCUGUAGGGAAAUUGGAUAGACACCUUAUCGUCUUCAUUGACCUGAAUAGUCGUAAAUGGACGCCAUGAUGGCUUCUGUAUUUCUUCCUGCCAAUACGAGACCAACCUUGCAGCUUAAGCCCGUCCUUUUUAUUCCAACAAUGGUGCCGCCACUAAUCGGCAUGUUCUCGAAACCCUGCACAUUAUGAUCAUUUCAAUGAGGAAAACUUUUAGUAACAAUGUAACUCCUCCCAAAUAGAGCAACUAGAACUUUCAAAAACUAUGGGCUUUUAAUUUACCUGCAUCAAAUCUUGGCGAUUCUCUUGGAGCUCUUUGUUAUUAACCUGCUCUCUGUUGAGGUCUUGCAAUGAAUCUUUCAUCCUUUUCCAUUCCUCAUCCAGAAUAUUUCUCACAUACGUCAUUACCGCAUAAAGAUGUUGAUGGUCUUCCUUUGGGAGCUUCUCCCCUGCUUGUAGUCUGUUAGCUAUGAAUGUAGCGAUAAUCUCUAAAAGUGGGAGUGCCAAUAUUUGUCUAGAGUUCCACUGAAACCAUCUUACGCUGACUCUUCCUGAUACUAAUUUAGGGGGAAUACUGCCUGAAUAGCAUCUGGAUUGAAUGAGGGACUAACACUGAAGCUAAUUCUAGCAUUAAAAUGGGGGUACAGAUAGAUGAUCUGAAUUCGACAUUGUUUUAACUCCCAACUACAUGUUUUCGCUUGUAAAGAAGGGCAAGUACUGCUCUCUGAUACUGCCUCUCUAAGCAUUUGUCAUCCAUGAUCAGUAAAAACAGAAUUCGGCAUCGACAUAUAUUCGCUUUUUCAGUGUGCAUUCAGCAUUACCAUCUGUAACUUCUUUUUUUAUAACUGCGGACAUCGGUGUUCAUUUUCGAAAUGACACUCUAAAGUUGAGGUGAAAAUUCAGCACUCUGAAAACUAAAACUAAACAUGUUACAGAGUUUAGAUAAGAAAUACAUAACCCUACCUUCUCCAGUUCAUGCAGCGCCAGAUCAUGGUCAGCCAGCUUGCUCUCUCCACCUGCCAUGUCUAGUGUGUUGACCUCCAAAGCACACUAAAACAAUAAAAACAACACAAGACUAUGUCAAGAUGGCGAAAGCAAACAAACCUGGUCAUACUGCGAGGGGAGGUAGCUUGUUGGUUAUUAUUUAUUGUUAAGGAGUAUCAAUGAACUAACAAUCUAGCUAAAAAGAACAAAGAUUCAUGUGAAUAUAUAGAAUUUCCACUCAAAUCUUCUCAACACUGCAUACUCCCUCAUUCAGGCAGUAGACAAAUAAACAAACACACAAACCUUCUAGCAUCGAAUCUUUUUAGAUAAAUUCAGUCAUCAAACCUUUUUAGAUGAACUAUGGUGGCCUGUAAGCAGGGCAGGUGCUAUCUAUUACUUUUUCUCUGAGCAUAUGCUGGAAUUGCGGUCCAUGGUCAAUACAAUAUGUUGGCAUACAGUUCCAAUUUUUGGCUGAAAAAAAUGCAGCCAAUCUGGAUUUGGAAAUUCCACUUACUGCCCAUAGCUGUUUUUUUUCUAACAACCUAUAUCGAUGUUCUUUUGCAAAAUGAUACUAUGAAGUUGAGGUGAAAAUUCAACACCCUGAAAGUGACACUAUGAAGUUGAGCUAAUGCUAAUUCUAUAGAUUAUUUGAAUUUAUAGUGUUUUGCUCCCAGCUGCAUAUGUACACCAUGUUGUGUUGGAUUAUACGUCGCUGUAAUUUUUUGGCUAUAAACUUGCAAUUCAGGGUUAAUUUAUAACUUCAUUUCAGAUCAAUCCAAUGACCAAAAUUCGGCAUGCUGCUGUAAUUUUUUGGCUAUAAACUUGCAAUUCAGGGUUAAUUUGUAAAAACAUGCAUUUCACAACCGUUUCAGCCAGAUUUGAGCAUUCGACAUUACUACUGUAACCCAUUUAUUUUUACAACUGUUGAAUAUUGGUGUUCAUUUGCAAGACUAUGACUUGGCUUGGAGCAGGGCCUUCGGAAGUCCUGGGAAUAGCUUCCAACGAUUGUAAUACUCCGGUGAUUGAGUAAUGAAAGCUUUAUUUCCGCAAAAAAAAUCGGCAUCUCUUGUGUAGAAUAGUAAAAUACCGACGGCGGCAACGAUCGCGGGAGUUGGUUCUUUUCUCUUCCCAUUGGCACGCCGCCGCCGGGAACAGGAACAGGGGAUGAAGAGAGCAGAGCAGAGCAUAUGUACGUAGGUGGUGGCGGCGGGGAGGGAGCUCCCGCGACUCCGUUUCUGGGGGGCCGCACCGCAGGCUAUGUACAGUCUCCCUGGCCUGGCGGCGAAAAUGGACGCCAUAUUUGGUGGUUGGUGAGGUAAAUCGAAGAGUGGAGAAGCAGAGGCAUCGGCGGCAACCGUGGCCGGAAUCGGGGAAGAAGGCCGGGUCGGGCGACGAAAGCGGCCUUUUUCCCCAACUCAGCUCGGCGACCUUUUUUCUUUUCUUUUUCGCUGAGAGAGAGAGGGAGAGAGAGAGAAAAGGAAGGAAGGAAGGAAAGAUGGUCUCCGUCGUCGUACUACGUGGGAACAGAAGCGAAUGUUUGCGUAUGUGGCGGAAAAAAAAGGAAAAAAGAAGCUCGAGUCGGGAUGCAACUGCAAAUACUAGCCGGAUUGUCGAGGCGCUGCAAGUUACCCGAUCGGGCCUCUAUGUCCAGAUGCGUCAGUAAGAGUUGUAGUCCAACAAACACACGUCUUGCUCGCUGUUGGUUGUAACAUCAUCGUCUACCAGACAGGUUUGUCUGAUUCGAGAUUCAAUUUUUUUGCCCGUCCAUGCAUCUUUGGUUCUAUCUGCUAGGCAGUUGUUUUCUUUGAAUGGCUACAUGUACUUCUAUAGCUUGUUAAUUCCUUCUCAGCUUGUUUUAUUUUAUAUGCAUGUGUACGGACAAACUAAUGUGUCUUUGUGUUGGUCGUUCCUUCCUUCCGACAUCGCAAUUAUUUUAGAUGCUGGCCAGUUAAGGUUUGUUGGAAAUAAUAGUGGAUGUUGGGCUGCCUCCACACCGCAAGAUAUGGAGAUGGUUGACAUCGGAACCGGUGGUUGAGGUCGAGUACGCCUGGUUGUCGUCGCCGUCUACAUCCGUCACGGUGCUGCUGCAAUGGCUUUUCCUCUUCCUAUUGCUUUUAUUCUCUCCUGUUAUCCCUUGGUGCUCAUAAUCGCAGGACGACACUUGAUUUUAGUGUGAGGAACUUGCUGUUGCUAGCACCAGAUUCAGCAGGGAGGAUAUCUAUGAGGCCUUUCAUUCUUGUGGGAUUCCCACACAUCUUGCAAGUUUAAGGGGGUGAGCUCAGCUGAAUGUGCGCCGAGGUAUGGUACCUUUGCAAGCCGAGUAUCUUGCUCUAAUUUGUUGACAGGGUAAGAGGUACAGUCACCAAUCCAUAGGCACUUCUGCACUUUUUCGCUAUUUCUUGGUCACAUGGCUGAUUUAUUUUUCAAGAUCUAUGUGGAAGAUCAUCAUUAUGUUGAGUUUUAGUGAGAAAAGUCAUUGUCGCUCUAUCUUUGGUUUUUGAUUUAAUGUACUACUUCCAUCAUUUCUCCAUGAGGUGGAAAAAGGAUGGGUAGAACAUCUAAGGCAAAUAAUCAUAUAUUUUUUAUGACGCAAGGUGUUAUUUCAGCUACAAUAACGAUCCGAUUACAAAUCCAUGUGUAACGUCACUGUUUUCUGCUACGUUUGUUAUUCAGGUCCAGUAGCCAGUGGUUCUUUGCGGAAUUGUUCAAAAGGACAUUUUGAGGUGCUUGUCCAGAUGUGCUUAUUUCUCUUCAGUGACAGGUCAAUCAUAUAUUUCUUUCAUCUAAACUUGUGCUUUGUUAUCUACAAACUAAUAGGUCGUUCUAUCUACAUACUAUCAUGCCAUGAAACUGUGAUAGGUUUGUCCCUGUUUUUGAUUGUGUUGCCAAAUCAUUUCAAAAUAUGUCCUUCAUACAGAGUUAGAAUAUUUUAAGGUUACAAUGGCAAUCUAAAAUAAUGGAAGCUUUUCAACAUUACCAAAGUUCCACUCCUGUUUCUAUUCAUUUUGGUCGCUCUAGGAAUUUCUAGCUCAUUUGUAUGUACCUCUGGUUAUGUUAUUGUUGAAAAUUGAAUUAGUAAAAUAGCUUGUGGUAAAAAUAAGAAUGAAAGUCUAUAAAAAAUCCCUAAAUGUUUUCCCCUUAGGACAGAGUUGUUGUUUUUGAGGAGCAAGGUACACGAUAUAUAUGCAGGGCCUCUUUGGUCAACGUCUAGAGCCAAUGCAUGUUCACUUUACAAAAAAAGGAGAGAAAAUCUUCAUGUGUUUCAGCUGCUUACUCGUGGUGAUGCCAACAUUUUGCUAUUGCAAAUGUUACUGGUUCUCUCAUAUCAAUAUCACCUUCUUUUCGGUUGCAGCAAACAUUACUUGAACUUUCUUGAGUUUGUUUACAAUUCCGAACUCCUCAAAUUGAACGGCUCAUCUACUGAAGUACUUUGUUUGUGUACAGUUUUGUAGGAGUUUGGAGUACUCUGAGCACCUACCUGUAGUGUUCCAUCAAAACUACUUGCACAACAGGAGUUUUGCUUGGCACGGCCUACUUGAAUGGAUAUGGUUCGUGAGAGGCCAUUUCUUAUGCAUCAGGUCCUGAAGGUGGAUGUUGCUUGUUUAGAUAUCUAUGAUUCCAA